CGGCUGCGACGAUUCGAAAUGUAAAGAAUUAACUGUAACGUUACAUGUUUGGUUUUUUCACUCCGAGAACUUAAUUUUAAUGACCUUUUUAUUGGCUCUCCCUUAGUUACCUUCAACGUUUACAUCCGUACAUUCUAAACUUUUCCGGGUUAGUAACACAGGUUUUCUCUACUAAUACAUAUAAUCUUUUGGAAUUUUUCCGUAUUAUACAAUACUUUAUUUGAAUUGUGAUUAUUGUUCUGGUAAAUGACAUCUUGAAUGAAUUCAGUGACCAAUUCAAAUAAAAUUUACCAUGAACGUCAAUCUAAAAUGUUUUGUGCAUUGCAUGCGCUGAAUAAUGUAUUUCAGGAUAAAAUAUUUUCAAAACAUUGCUUAGAUAAAAUAGCUGAUAAUCUUAAUAGCAAUUCAUUUAUUAAUCCACAUAGAAAUGUAUUUGGACUGGGGAAUUAUGACGCAAAUGUGUUAGUUAUUGCUCUUCAACAAUGUGGUUAUGAUAUUGUUUGGUGUGAUAAACGCAAAACAAUUGCUGCGCAUAAUCUAAAUUUUGAUAAUAUUUUUGGAUAUAUAUUGAACACAUUUUCUAAUCGUCGUAUUUUUAACUUAACAUUACCAUAUUCAGGAAGUCAUUGGAUUGGUUUACGAAGAUUAGAGCAUAAUGAUAAAUAUUCAUAUUUUAAUUUAGAUUCUAAAUUAUGCGAACCGGUUGUAGUUGCGUCAACGGAUGAUGAAUUUGUUAAUUAUUUAGAAGGACGUCUUAGAGAGUAUCCAGAGACUCAACUUUUAUUUGUCGUAUCCAAUGAAGUGCUUCAGCAACGAUCUUGGACGCAUAAUAAAUAAUGAGCACAAUUAAAGACGAUCUAAUUUUUUGUAUGCUUACAGUGAUAUUUUUUGAUCAAUACUAUACAUUUGUUUAAAACUUCCUUCUUUCUUAAUUGCCGUAUUUAUAACAAACAACAGCCAUGGAAGUGAAGAAUCUGUUUGAUGAAUGUUAGAUCUAAAACAUCAACGCUAAUCAACAUCUGAUGGUUAUCCUGAACUCAUGAUCAUCCAUUCAGAAAAGUCUGUCUGUUUUCAGAGUGAGGCCUUGAUUAAUCGAGCUAAU
Schistosoma margrebowiei is the source of this 1102-nucleotide messenger RNA. NCBI's taxonomy places the organism in Eukaryota, Metazoa, Platyhelminthes, Trematoda, Strigeidida, Schistosomatidae. The record is from the annotation of a GenBank genome assembly.